Messenger RNA from Phytophthora megakarya, 1104 nucleotides. NCBI's taxonomy places the organism in Eukaryota, Oomycota, Peronosporomycetes, Peronosporales, Peronosporaceae. The record is from the annotation of a GenBank genome assembly.
AUGGUGAAGUUGCAAGAGAAGCCGAAACCACUGGAUAUGACGCUCAAGAUCAUUGGGAAUUCGGCAGUCGUCAGGACCACGGUCGUGAGAAACCCCGAGGAAACUAAGGCCUGCCCUAGGCCGGUAGAACAGACCCAUCCUGACUUGAGUCCAGAAGUCGAUAUCCUGGACCCAGAUAGUAUGGCGGAUGUCGCGAAUAAUGCCCAGGUCCCUGAACCGUCAGUGGAUGCCCAGUCACAGACGGGCUGUUCGACACCGGUUCAAAGGCUGGAGGUAGAAUAUGCUCGGGUGAUGCGAGUCUCCGCCGAAGAACUGGACCUAGAGGCUGCUGUGUAUCUCAGGGAAGGAAGUGACUUGAUGACGCACUUACGAGACCAACUCAUCAUGCUCCCGGAAAUUGAGGAACUGACCCCAGAAUGUAACAUCGACGAAGCUAAUGUCGGAGUUCCGGGGGUCACAACUCCAGAGAUGGAAGCCAAGAUGAGAAGGAUCCUGAAACGCCAUCGUAGCAUCUUCCUGGGAGAUGGCAACGCAGCUCCGGCUCCUGCUCCGGCUAGGGGCGUAGUGUGUGAUAUCGCCGUCGGUGAAGCAAAACCAGUGGCUUUACGUGCGAGACAGAUUGCCGCACCGUUCUUGGUGAAGGUGUUUGAACUCUUGAAGAAGUUGUUGGAGGCAGAGCUCAUUGAGCACUUAGAGUCCGAGUGGUCCUCACCUAUUGUGAUUGUGCUGAAGAAAAACGGCAUAAAUAUCCGUAUGUGUAUUGACUACCGACUUCUGAAUCUGCUCAUAAAGUUAUCUCGCUAUCCUCUACCUUUGAUCGAUGACCUACCGGUAGACUUCAAAUCCGCGAUGUGGUUUAUGAGUCUCGACAUGGCGAGUGGAUUCUGGGCAGUGCGAAUGACCGAACAUGCAAAGUUGAUCUCUGCGUUCGUCAGCCCGUUCGGCCACUUUCAAUGGCUCAGGAUGCAUUUUGGAUUGAAGAAUGCGCCGUUAAUUUAUCAGAGUAUCAUCAACAACUGUCUGUGGGGAUUCAUCCGUCUACCUCCUGAAGAGGAAGCGAUGGUUGACUCAGAUGUUCUGGAGUUCCUGAAUCUCGAGACUUAA